AAAGAUACCAAACGGUCUACAAAAACCUCUCCAAAUCAUAUUCUGCUUCCUCUUCGUCAACGUCGCCCUCCGUCCUGCUAUUCAAACUAGCCGUUGAAACUCAAUCAACAUUCUCUAAUCUUCAAUCUCAGCCGUUAAUUAAGAAGUAAAGAAACCUCCUAGAAACAAUGAUUCAGUUACUAUUCACAUUGAUAUUUGCCGAGAUGUCAGUAAUCGUGAUGUUCGUGUUCAAGACACCAUUAAGGAAGCUAGUGAUAAUGGGCCUGGACCGGAUCAAGAGAGGUCGCGGCCCGAUAAUAGUGAAAACAGUUGCUGCUACUCUAUUCGUUGUUAUGCUGUCCACUAUAUACAGUGUUGUGUCGUGGGUUGAUGAAGCUGGUGAUAUUACUCCAACUGAUCAGAUUCUAUUGGCUCAACAUCUUCUAGAAGCUUCUCUUAUGGGGUUCUCCCUCUUUCUUGCCUUUAUGAUUGAUAGACUACACCAUUAUAUAAGAGAACUUAGUAUGAGGAGGAAGGCCAUGGAAGCUGUGAAAAAGCAAAAUAGAGCCUUUGAGGAUGGAAAAAGUGGAGCUUCAGAGGAGAUCAAAACUUUGGAGGGAGAGGCAAGUGCAUUGCAUGGAAAAAUUAAGCAGCUGGAGUCUGAACUGGAGGAAAAGGCCAAAGAAGCAAGCAGUGCUGAAGCCAACGCAGGUGCUCUAAAAAAGCAGUCAGAAGGAUUUCUUCUUGAAUAUGACCGCUUACUCGAGGAAAACCAAAAUCUUCGUUCUCAAUUGCAAUCACUGGAUCGUACAUUGUCACAUUCUGAUAGCAAGAAGGUUUCAUAAUGAACCAUGCCCUAGCCCUGUGAACACCUGCAAUUUCUGUUAUGAUUUUGUUAAUACCUUGGUAUCGUCCCUGCUCAAAAGCUGGAUGGCAAAGUGUAACAAUGCAGAGCUCCGAGAGUGUUUGUCAUUUUACUCUUAUCAUAGUCUUAUGUCCUAAAGAAUUCUGUUGUGCAAUGGGGGUUAACAUAUAUGAAUACUAGAAUUUUUGUCUCCUUUCAA
Messenger RNA from Lycium barbarum (goji berry), 1043 nucleotides. RefSeq lists its product as uncharacterized. NCBI's taxonomy places the organism in Eukaryota, Viridiplantae, Streptophyta, Magnoliopsida, Solanales, Solanaceae. The transcript has 2 exons. Gene Ontology annotation, biological process: intracellular protein transport; endoplasmic reticulum to Golgi vesicle-mediated transport. The coding region runs from base 168 to 824 and encodes 218 amino acids. The record is from RefSeq and is a predicted model, not a curated record. Gene Ontology annotation, cellular component: endoplasmic reticulum membrane; endoplasmic reticulum.